AUAUUUUUACCUAAAAUACUUUUAGAUAUCUACUGUUUAGAAUCACCGAAUAACUUUGUUAUACUUGAAUCAUGAUACGAUAUGUAUAUCAAAAGUUAUCAAUGUAUCCUACGGUUUAUGUCUCGCAAAAAUAAUGGCUGUUAUUGCAAUGUUUCGAAAAAAGAACAUCGAUCAAUCAAAUUAGACAUUUUUGGCUCAGCUAAAUUUACAAGAGUAUGAUCGUCUCACAAUAAGCUGUAAAGAACACCAGAAAUGAAUAUAGAAACCACAAACAAAACAAAAGACAUUGAUUACCUUAUGAUAACAGUGCCUAUAGUAAAUUUUAAAAGUAUAAACUCUACACAUCUGUGAGACAACCUGUUCUAAAUUUGAAUAGUAAUUUCUUUUUUAAGCGUAACAAACCCAACGGCCAGUAUUUUUAUUUUAUUUUAUAAUUUUAUAAAUGGCCAGUAUUUUGUAAUUGUUAAAGGUGUUUAUUAAUGGUUAUUUAGUGUUGACAAUAUAAGUGAAAUUAAAAAUAAAUAAAAUUUAAAGUGUUAUAAGAAUGAAAAUUCCCGAGACUUCGGCUAACGUUGGGGCUUACUACGGCAACGAGGAGAAUGGACAGUGGCAGCCCAACGGCGUGAUCAUCGACAGUGGAGUAGGUGGCGGCGUGGUGGGCAGCGGUGAUGCCGGCGUGCACCGUCCGCCCGUGUACCCCGUGCACCUACCCAGAGCUCAGGUUCCAGCUGGAUACGUGAUGGCAGGCGCCUUCUACCCUCCAGGCGCGUACCCCGCGGUCCCCGCCGCGCCGCAGGAUGACUUCGCUGAUUACAUGUGGAUGGAGCACGAGGAGGAGUUUGACAAACAGGUGAUGCAGCAGUUGGAGGAAGAAGCUCUUAUGGAGCAGUGUAUAGAGGCCAUGCUGGAGGACGAGCAGCGAGAGAGGAACAACAGGCCAGUCGCCAACGGACAUAAACAACACUUACCCACGACGAGUAACGGCGCACCCUCGCUGUCCCUAGAGGAGACGGUCUCCCGAUCUACCUUGAACCCGCUGGCUGCCGAGUUCGUGCCUACGCGCGUCCGACCCACGCCUGCUAACACAGAAGAAGAAAAACCAGAACCUCCCGAGCCGCCGGCACCUGAAGUGCCUCAGAAGGAAAUCGAACCCACAUCCGCUCCGUUAGAGAGCAGAGCUGACACCACGGAAGAACCCAAGACAGAAGAGCCAGUACCACCUCAAAAAGACCCGCCGGAAGUGAGCGCGGCGGACGUGCACCCAAUCACAGAGAAGGCACAGGACAAGAGGCCAAAGGAGCCUAAAAAAGACACGAGGCCUAAACAGGAAGCGAAGAAACCUGUCAAGACUGAGGUAAAACCCAAGCCCAAACCGCAACCGAUAAAGUCGGAAACAAAAGUGCAGCCGAAGAAGAAGGAAGUGAAGAGCGUCAAGAGCGAAGGCAAAGUGGAAGAGAAGCGACCCGAAGUUAGAGAGGAGAAGUGCGAAGACGCGCCCGCGGUUGUGGAAGCGGCUAAAGUUGUUGAGAAGGCCCAAACACCACCAAUCGAAGACCCGUCAAUCCCGAAGCCCAUCAACUACGCGGCCGCGGCGAAAGCCAACAAGCCGAAGAAGCCGACCACCCCGCCAGCGUCCGACAAGUCCACGCCGCCGCCACAGCCGCCGGCCAAGCCGAAAGCCGUCGAGAAAGUGAAAAAGCCGGAAAAGCCGCCCGUCAAGGAGAAAGUGAACGCGCCGAGGAAGAAUUCAACGAAGUAAAGUGUACAAAUUUUAAGCAAUGUAGUUAACCUGUCGCAUCGUCCCACGGGAGCGGAGUCUUCAAAACGGACGCCGCGUACGUCUGUGGGCGGAGAAAAAAAUGAAAAAAAAAUAUAUAAAAUAAUUAAAAUGUAAAAUUGUCCUAAAUUUUAAUAAUAUACUUAUAAUGUGAAUAUUAGUUAGAUGAAUUAGUUAGUAUAGUUGUACGUCACUUAUCGAGGUUGGUGGGUCUAAAUUGACCCAUAGUAUAGUGGGUCUUAUUUGACCUAUAGUAUGGUGGGUCCAAUUUGACCCAGGGUACGGUGGGUCAAAUUUGACUCAUAGUAUGGUGGAUCUAAUUUGACCCAGGGUAUGGUGAGUCUAAUUUGACCUAGCGUACGGUGGGUCUUAUUUGACCCAUAAUAUGGUGGGUCAGAUAUGACCCGCGACACUGCCGCUUAGGUCCCAGUGUAAUGCAUUUGUCAAUUUGAAAUUAGUUAAGUUUCCUGUAGUGGGAACUUUGAAGUCUCGUAAUGAAAUAAGUUUAAAUAAUGUACUGUCUAGAGAAGGUGCAUGAGGUUUGUGCUGAGGGUCAUUUCUGACCCACCAUAUAGAUUAAUAGAUAAAUAUAGGACCACAUGUAUAAUAUAUAGUUGCUCAAACUCCUCGAAAUGCCUUAUAAUAUAAUCAAUCAUUCACCAUAGCCUCAAUGCGGGUCAUUUCUGACCCGUCAAGUUAAUACGUGCAAAUUUCAACACCUCUAUAUUAUUGUUUAUAUAUAUUUGUUAUUUGAAGGGUUGUUAAAAGCUGUAACCGCGUAUAAGGAUGCUGUUUAUAGUGAAACAGCGUAUAGCGAAGCCGCGGUAAGUGAGGUACAACGCGCGUAGUUCGUGUCCCUAUAAAGACAAAAGAAUGACUACUAAAUUUGUUCGACUGGUGUACGGACGAUUUCGAACGAUCCAAAUCUUAAUCUUCGAUGUAAAGGUCAUUUGUUGGUAGGAUAUAUUUUAUAUCCGCCAGAAGGUGUUAAAACCCGCCAUAGUGUAGCAGCCUGUUAGAGCAAGAGCCCGUGAACCCCAGACCUUCGUUAUUUUAUACUAACUCUACUUGGGUAAUAAGUAAAUAAUGUUUCCUCGUUAGCCAGACGUUUUUGAUACACACACACCUUUUACACACCAUUAGUACCGUGUACCUGCCGAAGCCACUGUAGCCCGAACUUCAUAAUGGCACAUCGUCGUUACCUGUGUUGGGAGCAUGCGCUGACAAACUUUCAGCUUUUAUAAAAUAACGAAGGUCUGGGGUUCGCGGGCUCUUAGACUAUGUGUAUAUCCGGUUCCAACUAUAAUUGCGUUGACUAAGGGGUAAUCAUCUCAAGUCGACAUUCUAUUGGACCUACACUUAUUAGGUGCAGUGGUAACACGCCCGUAUACAAAAAUAAUAAUAAUUUGUGUGCUUAAAAUAUGGCAAGACUAUAGUUUUAUUGUGAUUGGUUGAUACACUACCACGUGACUGACGUGUGGUCUGUCGACCAAUCAGAAACAUCUACUUUCGAGUCGCGAAUUUUUGAACCGAAGGGCUGAUUGGACUAUAUUUUGUAUAGAAAGAUUUUGAAAAACAAUUGGAGAUUUUGAUCGUCAUCGUUUUGAAAACGUCGGUAAAUGUUAUAUAUUGAUUGACGGAUAUCGACUGAAUUGUUAAAUAGAAAAAUAUUCCUUUAGAGAGAGCGUGAAAACAUUUCCCUAGGGAUUUGACUGUUUGUUUUGGUGCAUUUAUGUAACAGCAAUUAGUACAAAAAAUAAGUGUGAAAACAGCAUUAAAAUUCGAUAAGAAAUGAGGCAGUAAUUCAAAUAUUGCUACGUGCAGGAGUGUGUGGAGUGGGGAUAUCGCUCCAUCUCUUUCUUUCGCACGCAUCGUUAUUCCAAUGACGUCACAUGUAAGUAUUUCGUCCCUUUUCUGUUGACACUCACCCCUUACUAAUUUCAAUGGUUUAUAACUUGUGUAUUUUUCACCAGAUUUCAAUUUCUUCUGUUUUAGAAUUUGUACGAUGAACGUAUUUUAAAGUUAUAAAUAAAUAUAAGUUAAGAUACCCGAUUGGAACGUUUGCGUACUGCUCGCAAACAAGAUGUCUUUGGUUUAAACUAUUAAGAAUUUGCGAAAAACAUUUGAUAUGUUUAACAUCUUAAAAUAUUUAGUCAGAGUAAGAUAAGUACAGAGAUAGCUAAAACUGAUUUAGAAUAGUUACACAGGCUUACAUAUGACUUUGGAUUUAUCACUGAUCCACGGCUAUGGAUUUGAUAUCGGCCGUAUGAAAAUUUUACACGUACUGUUAAUAUGAAUUCAUAAUUGGUUAAAAUUGAUCAAGAGGAGCCAUGGUUAAAACGGGAACAUAAAAUAAAAACUAAGAUUUUUUUUUUUCAAAAACGCGUCACUUUUCCAUCUCAAUCUUCAAUCCGAUUCUGAGAAUGAACCAAUCAAAAUCAUUUGUAAUCGUGUCAAAAUAACUUUGUUUUGAAUGGUCCAUUUUUGAGAUAGAUUGAAAAAGCGUUUAGAAUCGUAAUAAAUGGCGGUUAGACGGGUAUAGAUCAUUGCAUCUGUGAAGACGCGCCCCAAUACUUUCCCUAACCGCUUAGUAUGCGUAAGUAAUAAGAGUGCGCACGCGCACUACGUCGGAUAACGUCGAGGUUGAGGCUUAGAUCAUUCCCCUUACCAAGCCACCCCCACUCUAAAAGUAGAGCGCGUCUUCAUGAAUGAAAUGAUCUAUAAAAAUGGCCUCAAAGUUUGACAUUGCAGUCGAUAUCCGUGAGAAAACUUCAGUUUUUUAAUCCGUUGUCUUUUUAAAUAUAUAUUUGAUUAGUCGUUCGAUUUAAUGUAAAUUUUUAUCUGAUAGUUAUAUAGUAUGUUGCAGCCUUUUAGUAUGUAGUUUGUGGCAAUACGUCUUGGAGAAUGUGAGUAGUUACAACAGUUAAUUAAUGUUGGCGCGUACUGUACUCACCUAGGGCAUGAUUAGAAUGUCUAGGUACCUAGAUAAAGCACAUUUUGGGUCCUUUCCCUUCCCUUUUUUUGGGACGAACGGUCCCUCGGCAAUAGGGAACCGUCCUGUUUCAUUUUGUAAAUUAUUCUAUAUGGUUAAUAAUACAAAAAAACGCCUGCGAAAACUGCAUAAAAAUUGGUAAAAAAUUACCCAAUAAUUCAUAUUUCAAUGUGUAGAAGUGGGCGCGUUGUGGAUAUCGCUUCAUCUCUCUUUCGCACGCGUCGUAAUUCGCAAUGACGUCACAUGUGGGUAUUUCGUCUCUUUUCUGUUUCAUGUUACUUCCUCUUCCACCGAAAUUCAAAGACUUUAAACUUGUUGAUUUUGAACCGGAUUUUAAUAAUUCCUUCUGUUAUAAUUUAUAUAAUAUAAAUAUUUAAUAAUAGUAAAGAAUUAAAAUUUGUGCGGUGCCCUGUUCUCUAAUUUGUCUUAGGUCUGCCCUGAUCAAUAUAAUUUUAAACUGUAUGUUCGAAAAGGGAAAUGAACAAACAUAAUAUUGUAUUCAUGAAUUGUUCCGUCGAAAUUUCCAAAAAAGCAACUAAAAAUAAUUGGUUUUUAGAUAUAAACAUGUUCAAAUCCCAUUUCGUUUCAAUAUGAUUAUUUUUAUAAAUAAAAUUAAGUUUUUAUUUAUACGAAAAUAUUUUUACAAGACGUAUUGCCAUUUUAUUAUCGUUUUAAAAACAUCUCGGACACAGAGCUGUCUAAAUUCUUUGUAUUUUGUAAAUUUGCAAGGAUUUUUGAACGAAGCGGGUCGUUCGGCCGGCGUAGUUGUAACAAUUGACAAGUUUGCUUUUAGAUUAGACAAGGGAAAAAUUGGCGAAGUUAAUGACGCAAUAGGCCUUAAAAGCUACAUCUACCGCGAGCUUGUAUAUUUCCUUUUUAAAUUUAAUAACAGGGAUAACAUUUUCUCGUCUUAGAAUAUGAAGAUAUAUUUAGUAAUUUCAUUUUCUUGUUUAGUGGAAAUUCGCAAUUUUAUUAUAUAGACAUUAAGAUGAUAGAUUUUUUCUUUUCAUUUAUUUUAGCUGUAAAAUUGUUUGUGGCUGUUUGGUUUAGAAGUGUUUGCCGUUGCAAAGUGACGAUCUUUUUUUAAGCAGGCAAAGAUUUUUAAUUCAUACAGCCGUGACACUGUAUCGUUAUUAUUAAUUUUAUCUGAUAUAAUGGAAAUAGCAUGCGUUAUGAAGAUAAGAAAUUGUAAAUUAAAAAAAACUAGUUGUUAAAAGAA
Messenger RNA from Manduca sexta (tobacco hornworm), 5988 nucleotides. RefSeq names its product pollen-specific leucine-rich repeat extensin-like protein 1 (gene Paip2). Gene Ontology annotation, biological process: negative regulation of translational initiation. The coding region runs from base 545 to 1759 and encodes 404 amino acids. Gene Ontology annotation, molecular function: mRNA regulatory element binding translation repressor activity. The transcript has 11 exons. Gene Ontology annotation, cellular component: cytoplasm. NCBI's taxonomy places the organism in Eukaryota, Metazoa, Arthropoda, Insecta, Lepidoptera, Sphingidae. The record is from RefSeq and is a predicted model, not a curated record.